Argiope bruennichi is the source of this 5654-nucleotide messenger RNA. RefSeq names its product alpha-protein kinase 1-like. Gene Ontology annotation, molecular function: transcription coactivator activity. NCBI's taxonomy places the organism in Eukaryota, Metazoa, Arthropoda, Arachnida, Araneae, Araneidae. Gene Ontology annotation, cellular component: nucleoplasm; nuclear speck. The transcript is spliced from 5 exons. The record is from RefSeq and is a predicted model, not a curated record. The coding region runs from base 925 to 3669 and encodes 914 amino acids. Gene Ontology annotation, biological process: Notch signaling pathway; positive regulation of transcription of Notch receptor target.
CCUCACUGCCACGAGGUUGUAAACAUAACUUUUUGAAACUUUUUUUUCUUGCAGUUUUCGUGUCUUCUGUUCUGAUUUGGGAGAACUUCACUAAGCAACGGACGACUCGGUAUGUUUAUAGAUUUCCAUCGCCUUUCAGAGGUUGCGAAAGGACAAAGAGUGUAAGCCUUUAUUUUUAGUCCCAUCAUCAUGUAUUAACCGCAGCCUAACGAACUGAAUUUGUGGACAAAAUGUUGGUCACUUCCUAGCGCAUGUGCUCUGCUCCUGCGAAGUUUAUGUCAGCCAGGCGCCUUAUGACACGCUGCCAGCGAACCGAUCGAAGGCUGUAGUUUGUAGACACCAGAAGAGUUUAUUUGACAUUUUCCUGACGUGGUGGGGCAUUUUCGUGGAAGAAGAUGCGACUCGUAUGUAGGACCGGACUUCACGGCCUGUUGGUUUACUGUCAUCAAACCGGACAUUGACUUCGUUGGUCUUUGUGCAGAUCUUGACCGUGAGAUCGAAGAAGCACGUGCAUUUGUUGUCCCACAUUGCUGGCAGGAUAUAACGGGUGUCUAUUGCAACAGGUGGUUUUAAGCGAUCUUUUAGCACCUCAUAUGACUUAAAAUGUAUUUUAAUAUAAUGAUAAAAAAAUGAAUUUAUAUUGCUAAAAACGUAAAUAUACCUACUGAAAACUGUGAUCAUUUUAAAAAGUUAUUGUGAGUUACAAAAUAGUUAGUUUUUAAUGUUAGAUAUAUAGAAAAAUAAUAAAUGAAUCAAUGUAAGUUUAUUAAAAAUCAUCUAUUUGACAAAAAGAAUCUCAGUUAUUGUUACAAUCAAAUGUGAGCAAAGAAAUACAAAGUGCUAAAUUAAUUUUGGUCUUCUGACUUAUUUUCAUAGGAAAAAAAGGACUAUGAUUUAGCUAUUAAAAUAAAUUAUUCCCAUAGUAUGGGAGAUGUGUUGACUCCAAAAAGGCAGACAGUUGUUGAUCGCCUGAAACGAAGGUUUGACCUUUACCGUAGACACCAAAAUGAUUGUGUGCCAAGAUAUGAACAAGCUGCUAAUUGUCUUUAUGAAAACCAAAGGCAAGACACCAUUGUUUUAAAACAGAGAUUUCUUGAAUCAAAAGCUAAAAAGGCCAAAAGUAAAAAUGACCAUCAUCGAACUUAUAAAGAUACUGUUUCAGAUGGUUCAAAAACUCAAUUGCACUCCAAGCCUUUGAAAAGAAGUGCCGAUGAUUCUAUUCCUAAUACAACUUCCGAAACAACGGGUAAUGAAGACUCUGAAAAGGCAUCCAAAAUACAACGGGUGGAAACGGUGGCGGACAAGACUUCAGUUCCGGAUCUAUUGCAGCCCCAGCAGACGAACCAACAGUCCAUCAUGCCCACAUUUUCCGUGCAAAUCGUGCAACAAUUCUCCCAAUCUCCUCUUCAUCAAACAUCACAAACUAUUCAAACCAAUGUCACAGUUCAGCAGACAUUGCCCAAACCUCAGACACCCCAGUCUGUUGCGAACAACCCCAAACAACCAGAUCCGCCAGCUUCAGCUCAAGAAGACAUGCUUCAAACAGCAGCAUCUUCUAUGGGGAGUAUUGUCCCUAACAUCGAAUGCAAGCAAGAACAGGACACUGGGGAGCCAGAUCUGUGCCAGUAUAAAAACAAUAGCCAAGCUUCGAACAACAGUGGAGGAAGUGUUGGAGAUCGCCUGUCCGAUACUUUCCCCAGUAUAGAAUUCACUGACGAAUCAGGCGAAAAUGUGAUUCAUCCAGAUCUUCUCAAUGAUCUUAUUGAGGAUGUGUUCACCAACUCUGGGGAUAUCAUGAAGGAUUUCAAUUUUGAGGAUAGUGUAGGAAGUUUGAAGGACCAAGAGGACACUUCAAAAGACAUUAUGGAUUUUGUGAAGGGAACUUCCCCUAAUCCAUUGAAAUCAUUCCAAACCGAUAGUCUGUCUUUUGUUAACACGCCAACAAACACGCAUUCGCCUAAUGGUAUGUUCCGAAACAUUCCAGUGACCAGUGAAACCCCCAUCAGCUCAGUAUCGCCAUCGCCUGUCACUACAACGUCCUCCUUCUUCAACACUGCUGCAACUCAAAGACUGCCCACGUUCUCCAAUUCUGCGAGUAGACCCUUGCCCAAUGGACUCGGUUUGGAAUUCAAGCUGACAGAACCCAGUCCCGCUGCUCUAACACUGAAGCAGAUGGCUGAACAGCAUCAGAAUAUGCAACAAAAACAGCAACAACAGCAGCAGUUGGUCAGUCCAUCUAUUACAAACAGACCUCAGCCUUUUAACCAGAACACUUUCAACCCUCAUAUGAAUUCUCUUCGACCCAGCUUUAUUAAUGGACCCACUCCAACCAUUCAGAACAGCAGUCCGAAGAUGCAGAAUUCUAACUCGAAUCUCUUCAGCACUUUCGACCUUACCCUUAACAACUUUCCUGGUGACGAAUCAUCAUCUACUUACCCUGGUUGUGAUCCCAUCAGCCCCAACAACAUGUUUUCGCCGGAAAUGCGGCCAAGAAAUUCUACUGGUAUCGUGGAUCCCUUGCAGAUGAAGAUGGCUGGUCAUCCCAUAGAACAACAGCAAAACCCUCCUGCUUAUGGUGCUACUCGACCAUUGACCCACUUUGCCGACAAUUCUUCCGUCAGGCAUCAGAGUUUGGUUAACAGUCAGCAACAGCAGCAGCAACAACAACAACCACAACACCCAAUCGGUAGACAAUUCCAGAGCAAUCCUGGAAUGCAGAUGCAGAUGAAUCAGGUUCAACAAAUGCAACCAAGGCAGCAAAAUCCACAGCAACUCCAGCAAAAUCCACGAGACAUAAAGCAGCAGCAACAACAACAACAACAUUCUGUAAUGCAGCAGCAUUUGAAUGUAUAUAGAAAUUAUGCACCUCAGCAGCCUGUUAGCAACCCAACAUAUCAUGUAUCCAUGUCUCAGUCGCUUACUUUCUCAGCUCCAUUCAACACAAACACCAGCAUUAACAGACCUCCUCCAGAGUACAAAGCAGCCCAUCAUCGCAAUGUCAUGCCUGAAAACAUGCAUCUAGUUGAACAACUAAAUGCACCUUCGCAAGUCUUGUUCAACCAGACUACUAAGAACAAGUAUUCUAAGCAGCAGCCGCAAAGACCUCCAAAUGUGACCAUAACUCCUGAUGGCUCUGCUAUUAGCUCUUCACAUGAUUGGAGGAACAGUGUUAUGAACAAUAGCAAUCAACAACAACAGAAUCAAUUUCGAAUGAGCCCUUUUUCGACACAAGACAGCUAUAAUAAUCUUAAUGCAAAUGGACCAACAAAUGUCACUGUUCCAUUGUCUCCUAUGUAUAAUCAAUAUAGAAUGCCUGGCAAUCAGAAUAUGCCUAAUCGAUUGGUAAGGCCAAACAGAAUACCUCAAGGUCCCAUGAUAAUGCAGCAGAGGCAAAGGAUGAUGAUUCCUCCUCGAACCAGAAAUCCUACCAUGCCUACCAUGGAGCAGCAUACUUCUAUGACGAUGAAUAGUAAUGCUAUUACUUCAAACAAUGUAUUGGGGCCAAUGUAUUCAGAGCCGCAAGAAAUCGAGAGGCAAGAUGGUAAUCCUCUUAAUUUUGAUUUCUUGGAUAACAUUGAAAGUACUGCAUCAGAUUUGUUGAAUUUUGACCAAGUCAUGCAAGGACCACCAUUCCCUAUUUUAGAUGACAUGGACAUAUUAGGCAAAUAAACAAUUUCAAUGAGUUUUUGGUGCAAUAUAUACAAUUCAUAAAAUUAUCCAUAUUUGUGUUUGUAUUUAACUGCAUAAUUUUGUAUUCUUCUUUUAAUCCUGUUUUUUAAAAGUACAGAUGUGAAGUUUUUAGGUAUUUCAUAUUUUUUCAUUAUUAUGCAAACUAGAACCAACUGCCAUUUUGUAUGUAAUUUUAUCAUUGAAAUCUGUAUCUAUAACUCUAGAUUACUAUUCAAAAUUGAAUCAAAUUAGCAACACCAUUUCCUUGAACUAGAUUUAAAACAUCUUCACGAUCAAAAAAUAAAUAUAUUCUUAUUGAACAAAUAAGUGGGCAUUAAACAUCUUUUCGAAAUGCUGUAAAAUUUCUACAGAUUUGAAAGAAAUCGCAGUUUGAUGUGAUCAUAUAAUACAUCAUUUAUUUACAUCUUAUAAUUUAUACUCAUGUACACAAAUUCAAUGAAAACAGAAAUAAAUUCUUGAUAAAUACAGAUACAAAACAGUUUUAACACAUAAAAAGAUUUUGUUCAUGCAGUUAUUGUUAUAUGUUUCAGCAUAAUAGAUAAUUAUCGUUUUCACAGUUAGGGACAAGGAAUGUAAUGAUUAAAUUUUUAAAAAUGCAGAAGUAAAGAUUUAGAUAAGAUUUAUUUAUUUAUUGUUUUUUGGGGGGAGGAGGCAGGGGCUGCUCACUACAAUUGUUUUAUCUCUAAUUGUCCAAAAGAAUGUUUGCAUGAGUUUUUAGAAGUAUUUUCUGAAAAAUGAUUUUAUGAAGGAAAAAAAUUGUUUAAUAUAAAAGAAACAGAAGAAGGAAAUAAUUUAAUAUUGAAUGUGAUGAGUAGAUUUCAUGAUUAUUGUUAAGUUCUAUAUUAUUUAUUCAGAGGUUAAAAGUCUUGUUAAAUUCAAUUGGAAUACAUCCAAUUACAGAGUUAAAAUUUUAGAGUGACAUCUUGCAGAAACAAUUAUAUCUCAAAUGUUUUAUUUUAAAGUUGGUUCCCACUUGCAUAAUUACAUCCUAUUACUUAUCUUAAAUUUUAUCUAAAAAGGGUAUUUUUCUUAUUUUAAAAUUAUUAAAGAAUACAGUAUAUUUAAGAUUUAACAGGUUAUUUCCUAAAACAAUUGCAUCAAAAAUGAAAGAAAACAGUUAUACAUGAAAUUUGCUAUGUAGAUUUUAUGAGUUUUUCAUCACUGUUGAAAGCAAUUAGCCCAAUGUUAAGGAUUUAGUGAAAUAAAUCCAGUAACUUAUUAUUUGAAAUUUCCAGGGAGUGGUCAUUUUUGUGACUAAUAGACUUAUAUAGUAUAUUUGUUCUAAAGUUUUGAAAAUUAAGAGAUAUAAUGAAGGAAUUUGGCAAAUAAUUACAUUUAUGAGAGCAGAAGAAUAAUAUGUUUAAAUGAUAUAAUGUGAAAUCUUAUCUAUUUUAUUUUUUGGUGCUAUUACUUAUAAAUUCAAAUUCGAUAUAUUCAGUAAAUUUUUGCUAUGUUAUUACUACUCCUUGUUUGUUCUACUGAAAUAACAAGAAAUCAUAAAACAGGAUAUUUUAUGAAUAAUUAACUCAUUCACACAAUAAAUUUUCAUAAAUUCUGUAUUGCUGAAUUCAUCUUUUGUUGAACAAAUGCUCCGAGUUUCUGUGGUUCAGAUGAUUCAUGUACUGAAAAAAGGAUUUUUUUUUUAAUUUGUAAUUGUAGGAGGCAGUGAAAGUUUAAUUAAUUUCUUAAAAAUUGUCAUGUAUUUUUAGGAAUUCUUUUUUUUUUUUUUUUUUUUUUAAUCUUUAAUACAAACUCUUCCAUUGAAAUAGCAUUUUUCUUGUUUAAUUCUAUAUGUGUAUUCUAAAGUACAUAUGCUAAAAUAAAAAGUCCUGUGAAUCAAAAAUUGUUAUGAGAAUUUUGUAAAUGGCAAAAAUAGAAUUUGAUAAUUUUAUAUUUUAAUCUAUAGCAUUUCUUGAUAGUAGUUUAUAAUUGUUGGUUUGCAUGAUACUUUUUUUUUUUUUUUU